AUGGCGGAAACGUUUCUGUUCAAUAUUGCAGAAAGGGUUCUCGCCAAAAUUGGCAAUCUCUCUGUAGACGAAGUUCGCUUGGCGUUUAAUGUCAAAACCGAUCUGAAAAAGCUGGAGGACACCAUGAUCAGCAUUAAAGCUGUGCUCUUGGAUGCCGAGCGGCAACAGCACCAAAAUGAAAAGCUGCGCCUCUGUAUGUGGAAGCUCAGAGACAUCUUUUACGAUGCUGAGAACGUUAUUGACGAUUUCAAGUGUGAAGCUCUCCGGAAACAGGACGCCAUCAAUCAUCCCGACAUCAACAACUUAAAGGUGCGACUUUUAGGUUCCUGUUGUUUGCCUCUUUCAUUCUCUUUAAAAAUGAGUCAUAAAAUCAAAGACAUCAAUGGGAGACUAGGCGAACUUGCCACUGAGUGGAAAAGCUUUGAUCUAAGACAGUGUAGCGACAACCGACAUGUUUUUCGCAGAGAGACCAUCUCUUUUGUGGAUUCUUCUGAUGUUAUUGGUAGAGAUGAGGAUAAAGAGAACAUUAUUAGUAUGUUGAUGAAACCAAGUGAGGAUCGAAAUGUCCCUGUCAUUCCCAUUGUUGGAAUUGGGGGUUUAGGAAAAACCACGCUCGCUCAAUUAGUUUACAAUGAUGAUCGAAUUGCUCAGGCUGAUUAUUCAGUCUGUAAGUACAGGAGAAGAUGUGAUGAUUCAACACUUGACGCCUUGCAAGCUCGUUUGAGAAGCCUUUUGACUGAUAAGAAGUUCUUGCUCGUCCUGGAUGAUGUGUGGAAUGAAAAUAAAGCAAAAUGGGUUGAGUUAAGAAAUUUGUUGAGAUCGACGAAUGGAUUUUCUCCAAGCAAAAUUAUUGUCACCACUCGGAGUUUGAACGUGGUCUCAAUAAUGAGUUCAAUUCCCCCUUAUAUUUUGGAAGGUCUCCCUCUUGAAGACUGUUUGACCUUGUUUACAAAAUGGGCUUUUAAUGAUGGUGAUGAGAGACAUUAUCCAAAUCUCAUUAGAAUCGGGGAGGAGAUUGUGAAAAAAUGCAAAGGGGUUCCUUUGGCAGUAAGAACAUUGGGAAGGCUACUGUUUCAGAAAACGGAUGAAUCUGAUUGGAUCUAUAUAAGAGAGAGUGAAAUAUGGAGAGUUGAGCAACAUGAAAACGAUAUUUUACCAGUGUUGAAGUUGAGUUACAAUCAUUUGCCAUCUCAUUUGCAACGAUGUCUUGCUUUUCUGUCCUUGUACAAGAAAGAUGAGAUCUAUUAUAGUGAGAAAGUCAUCCGUCUUUGGAUGGCAAAUGGACUCCUUGAGCAUUCAAAGCAAAAUCAAGAGCGGGAGGUUGUUGGCAAACGAUAUUUGAAUGAAUUACUGUCAAGGUGCCUCAUCCAAAUGGAGCAGGAUUAUUUGUUUUUUUUUACCUUCAAAAUGCAUGAUCUGGUACAUGAUCUUGCAUUAGAUGUGUCUCAAAAAGAAUGUAAAACAGUGAAUUCCGAAACAGAAACGGUUGAUGAAAAUGUUCGACAUUUAUUAUUAUGUGAUGAGAAGUUGGUUGGAGUUCCACGUGUUUUGGAGGAAAUGAAAAAUGUUCGAACGGUAAUCAUCCAAGAUGCUUCAAAGAGAUCAGAGUUUGUUGAUAAAUCUCUUCUAAAUCUUUGUGUUUCCAAUUUCAAGUAUCUACGAGCAUUAGAAUUAAGGAAGUCACCAUUGAUGGCUUUACCAAAUUCCAUUGGUACCUUGAAGCACUUACGAGACCUUGACUUGGUCGGAUGUAGUAGUAUACGUGAACUCCCGAGGUCUUUCGAUAAGCUUCGCAGCUUGCAAUCGUUAAAUUUGGGAGGUACUAGUUUGAAGCAGUUGCCUGACAGCGUGCAAAGGUUGAUUGAGCUUAAACAUCUAGUAAUAACCAUUGAAGCUUCGCAUUUGAAAGAAAUACGAGCAGGAUGUUGGACUUCUCUUCAAUACUUGGGAUUGAGGAGCUGUAUGGAAUUAGAAUGUUUACCUGAAGGAAUGCAGUAUCUGAAGUCACUUCGGACACUUGUCCUGAGUUAUUGUUAUGAACUUGUCCCAUUGCCACGGAGCCUGAAACUCCUAACCAAGUUAGAACACCUUGCAAUAAAGAGUUGCAAGAGCAUGAAUUUGAAAAUGGAACCAGAAGAGGAAGAAGACAAUGAUCUUCAGUUGAGCCUUAAAACUCUCUCACUCUUGCGAUUAGAUGCCUUAACAGAUUUGCCUCGAUUGCUUCUUCAAGGAUCUUCUUCCAGUUUGCAGCAAUUACGAAUUAUAAGGUGUCCAAAUUUGUCCGUUCUACCAGCAUGGCUACUGAAUCUCACUUCUCUUCAAAAACUUGAUAUUGUGGAUUGCAGAAAAUUGUCAGCUCUACCGGAGGGAAUAGACCGCCUCACCAACCUUAGAGAAUUGAAAAUUCACGGAUGUCCGGAGUUGAACAAAAGAUACAGAGAAAAUGGGGGUGAAGAUUGGCACAAAAUUGCUCACAUCCAAAAGGUUGUUAUUACGGAUGAAGAAUGAGAUGGUGAUGGAAGAAUGAAGCAGAGGUUGAGGCAGGGCAGGGAAGACUUUUACUUUAUUUGCAUUUGGAUUUCAGUUGUAAUUCUAGUAAGUGAGCUUUUGCUUUGGAUAUAUCAAAUGGCUUCAUGGGAUGUUUAUUUGCAUAUGUAUCAACUUUUAGCUUUAUGCAUUUUUAUCUUUUCUCGUC
Gossypium raimondii (Peruvian cotton) is the source of this 2695-nucleotide messenger RNA. RefSeq names its product putative disease resistance protein RGA4. Gene Ontology annotation, molecular function: ADP binding. The record is from RefSeq and is a predicted model, not a curated record. Gene Ontology annotation, biological process: defense response to other organism. Lineage: Eukaryota; Viridiplantae; Streptophyta; Magnoliopsida; Malvales; Malvaceae. The coding region runs from base 1 to 2508 and encodes 835 amino acids. The transcript has 3 exons.